AAAAAUUACGCUUGAUAGGUCUUUGUUUUUCCAACCAACUAAAAACAGCUAAAAAUUCCAUUCGAUUGUAAUUUUGCGUUUGAGGCAGAUUUUAGAGCAGUUUCUCCAUGUACAUAGUUUCAUUGAAAAACAUUUUCAUGUAAAAAAGUUUUAUGUCGAUCGUCAAACUGUAAGCGGUGAUCAUGAACCUGUCCCACUUUCUGGAAAAGUUGAAGAUUGGGAAAAGAUACGUUCUGCUCGAUGUGGUGGUUCAGCCGGAUUGUGAGCAGCCGUGGGAAAGUGCCGGGCCGGAAAAUAAAUUUAUUCCGACAGAGGUGUGGAAAAUGAUUUACCGGAAGCUAGAAGGCAUCUGUCGGAAACAAUUCGAUGAGCGAGGCAGGUCCAAGGGCAGCAAGUGCGAUUUGGACAAGGAAUACAAAUGCCGGCUGGACGACAAACCAACCUACUUGCUCAAGUAUCAAUUCAAGGAUGAGAACACUCGGACGAUUCUGAAUGUUGUUUUCAAUGAUAAUGAUAAAAAACUGCACGACGAAUGCCUCGUGGUUGAGAUUGUGGAUGAAACGAAGAAUCUGUUUCGGGAACUGGAGGAGAAGAAGAAAACUAUCGAACAGCUGCAGAAGGAAAACGAGAAGUUGAAAGAGUUGCCGGCUUUAAGCCAAGAAUACACACCAGCUCCGGUGAAAAAGUCUACAUCGUCAGGCGCUUCGCUAGAAUACAUUCCAACGGCGAUCAACGGUGAAUCUCCGAUAAAUUCUUCCAGCUAUAAAGCACGUAAAAUUGAGUCCACGGUUAAACCCGAGCCGGAUCCGUACACACCGACUUCCAGCCAGGAACACAAUCCAGACAAAAUUGCCUAUGUUCCUAGGAGUUUGAGUACACCUCUCAAGUCGGAGUCAGAUGUAAGAGCUCCCGGUUCCGUUGAAAGUACGAUUGUUGGGAAAAGGCGCAAGCGCCAGAAAGCUAUUUUUGGUUCCGAAGACGAGGACGAAGUAAAUCUCUCCCCAAUCAUAAUUAAAGAUGAAAGCUCCUUAAACCGCAGCGACGAGGACAUGUUUAGCUCGGAACCGUCUCAACCGGUGGUCUGCCCCAGCAGUGAUGAUUUACCAGACUCGAAUAGCUGCACGCGUAAGCAGUUACCGCGGAAAACCAAAGCACGGAUGAUGAGUCCGGAGAAGACUCCUCCUCCUUCGACAUCUUCGUUGACCAAACGUCGCCGUAGGGAAGAUGUGUCCGCUGCAAAGGAUUCGUCUAGCAAGGGAACUCUAGACGGUUGGAUGCGGAAGUUGGAUUCAAAAAAGGACGAAAGUCUCCCUUCAUCGUCUAAGGAUAAAAGUAACAAAGAUAGGUCCCGCAAGACGAAAAAGGAUGGCGAGGAAAAAUUUGUGGCGGCUCCGAUCCACGUUGACCGUGAUAAGCUCAGACAAGAUGCGGAAAAUAUGCGCAAGACGAUCGCUGCCUUGGAUCAGCUGGACAAGUUGUAUCCGGAGGAUAAGACUCUACUGGAUAUACCUGUUCUAAAUUGCCAUGAAAUGUCGGCGGAUGAGAUUAACGCGACAUUUGUCGAUUACCGAGAAGAACUUAAGGAAAUCUACGAUGAGCACAAGGAUAAAUCAGAACGAGAGUUGCUUGAAACUAGUCUGUGCAACUGGCAAGAAGUUACGAGCGUUCUGAGCGACCAGCAGACCUACGUAAUGAUUUCUCGCCUCGAGCAGUUCAAUUCCGCGGAGCAAAGUGGGAUGGUAAAAUUACUACACGGAAUUCUUAGCAUCAACCCUAGUCAUGGAGUGGGGGCUUCGCAUUUGGAUGAAAAAGUACGACUACACCGAUCGUAAGCAAGCGCUCGCCCGUAUCAAGCUGCAGGAGGAAGCCAACCCACUGGAAAUAACGCCAACUACCCUAAACUCGUUGAUGGGCCAUCGACGACGGAAGCACUGAUACCGCAUUUAUCCAUGCCUUAUUUCGUAAGUUAUUUUAUACAUGUUUUUGUUUUAUGUUAUUCAAGGUUGCAUUUUGUAAAAAAAAGAAACGGCAGCAUUCGUUUAGAGUCAUUGAUAUGACGGUACCUAAUGUUAAAUUUUUAGAUAAUUUACAUAAUACGAGAGAAAGAAAUUUAUUCUCAAUCAUA
Molecule: messenger RNA, 2125 nt
Organism: Armigeres subalbatus
Lineage: Eukaryota; Metazoa; Arthropoda; Insecta; Diptera; Culicidae
Exons: 4
Coding region: 183-1832 (549 amino acids)
Source: RefSeq, a predicted model, not a curated record